Quercus robur (English oak) is the source of this 2180-nucleotide messenger RNA. RefSeq names its product high mobility group B protein 15. The transcript has 7 exons. The record is from RefSeq and is a predicted model, not a curated record. Lineage: Eukaryota; Viridiplantae; Streptophyta; Magnoliopsida; Fagales; Fagaceae. Gene Ontology annotation, molecular function: DNA binding. The coding region runs from base 359 to 1777 and encodes 472 amino acids.
AGAGGACUUUUGUAUUUGGGUCUUUAUUGCCAUAGCUUAAAAGGGUGUCUCCUUUUUAGCCUCUGGCUUGAAAAGGCCUGAGCUUUGAUGGGUUUUUCCUGUAACAUCCUUGGUACUCUGAUGGAAUUCAUGGCUAUGACAGCUAUGCUGUACAAUUGCCUUUUCUUGGGCUUUGAAUCUCUCCCUUGGUACUGGGAGUUAUUUCAUCAGCUGAGGUUGUUGUGUUUCUCAUCAAAGGUGGGGUGGUCUCUGCCUGCUUCCUUGUUUCACUCCUCAGCUGCAAUCUGCAUGUGGAGGAAAAGUAAAUAGUACUGUGAUUUAUGGUUGAAUAGGCAAAGGUGGUGUGAAGGAGUUGAGAAUGGCAUCAGCUUCUUGUGGCAGUAAGAGGCCAUCACCUAUGAAAGAAACAUCCCCUUAUUACCCGAGUAAGAGGUCAUCACCUAUGAAAGAAACAUCCCCUAACUACCAUCCUUACCCUGCAUCUCUUGCAAAAUAUGACGAUGUUGCAAUCAAUCCUAGUCUCUUCAUGUCUACUUUGGAGAAGCUCCAUGCUUCUAUGGGGACAAAGUUCAUGAUCCCCAUCAUUGGAGGUAAAGAGCUAGACCUGCAUCGACUUUUUGUGGAGGUAACUUCACGUGGGGGUAUUGAAAAGAUUAUUAGAGAGCGAAGGUGGAAAGAAGUGACUGCUGUUUUCAACUUUCCUUCCACGGCUACAAAUGCUUCUUUUGUGUUGCGAAAGUACUAUGCUUCAUUGCUUCACCACUAUGAACAAAUAUACUUCUUUAAGGCCCGGGGAUGGGUCCCGUCUUCUGAUUCUAUGAUGAGCCCAUCCACGACGCCAGUUGCAGUUCAAAGAACAGAAACUCUGCAGCCAACACCAGAAAUGCAGGCAUUUUUCCAGCAACAAAGGAUAAAUACUGCACAAUUUCCUGGAGUAGGGUCUCCAGUGACUGGGGUCAUUGAUGGGAAAUUUGAAAGUGGAUACCUAGUUACUGUCAUGAUAGGUUCGGAGAAGCUAAAAGGUGUACUUUAUCAGGCUCCACAGAAUGACUUACAGCAAAUACCACGCAACUAUAGUGUCUUUGCCAGCAAAAAUAACAACCCUACUGUACCAGGCAUCCAUCGUCGCCGCCGCAGGAAGAAACAUGAGAUAAAACGGAGAGAUCCAGCUCAUCCAAAACCUAACAGAAGUGGAUAUAAUUUCUUUUUUGCUGAGCAGCAUGCAAGACUGAAACCGCUCCAUCCAGGGAAGGACAGAGAGAUCAGUAGAAUGAUUGGUGAACUGUGGAACAAGUUGAAAGAGUCGGAAAAAGCAGUUUAUCAGGAGAAAGCUGUUAAAGAUAAAGAAAGAUACAGAAUAGAGAUGGAGGAUUAUAGGGAGAGAUUGAGGUCAGGUCAAGUCAUCAGUGAUGCAGUACCACUUCAACAGCGGCUUCCCGGACAAGAUGUAAAUAUGGAAGCAGAUGCAAAGAUUGAAGAAAAUGAAGGAGAAGACUCUCAUUUGACACCUGAUCAUGAGAGUUCUGGUAAAAGUGAUUUUGAAGAUGAUAAAACUGCAGAGAAGGAUUCAGAUAUUGAAGCAUCUUUAGAAGUGGGAGUAGGUGCUGAGUCUAGUAAUGUGGGUAUGGAGACUUCAGCCGAGAAGGGUUUUGAGCUGCAGAAGAGGGAAGAUGAUGCUGGAGAUGACAAGGCUGAGGUAGGAGAUGAGAGUGAAGAAAUAUUAGGCAACACUGAAUCUGAGACUAUAAAAGAACCAGUAUCUGGUGACGAACAUUAAAACUUUUCAACACGAAGUAGGGGUCACUUUUGGUAUCCAUUAGAGCGAAGAAGAAAUCUUAGGUGAUCAUUAUCUGGGACUAAAUACUAGUACCUAGUGAAGCAAAUUGAAGUUUUCUAUAAGUAGGUUUAACUUUUUUCCAUUCUCGCUUUUACUUAUUUGUAGAGGCAAUUAGAUACAAUUGCUCACUUUUUAUUUUCAUCUGUUAGUAUUCGCUCCUUUGAUUUGUAAAUUCUGCAAGCUGUUGCAAAUUGUUACAUGUUUCAUUGGGAUAAGAAAGAGGUUUUGGCCAACAUCAGGCAGUUUUGUAGUAAAUGAAAAUUUCUGACUCAUAUCAUGAGCUUACAUUCUGUGUAAUAGGUCCCAAUUAGAUUGUUCUCUCUUUAUUUUUGGGUAAACCCAA